Mizuhopecten yessoensis (Yesso scallop) is the source of this 2973-nucleotide messenger RNA. RefSeq lists its product as uncharacterized. The transcript has 5 exons. The record is from RefSeq and is a predicted model, not a curated record. Lineage: Eukaryota; Metazoa; Mollusca; Bivalvia; Pectinida; Pectinidae. The coding region runs from base 365 to 1033 and encodes 222 amino acids.
CACUUCAUAACAAAAGUUUGUACUUCUACAUUCACUGUUGGAUCGCAACCAAUUUCGUUCCGCCGUGAAUGAAGCACCAGGCCCAGGCCUUCGUGUUUAUCGCCUUUAAAUGGCGGAUUAGAAGACGUGAUUGGAGGGCUGUACACGGCCAAUUACCUCUACCGAACAUCAACAAACGAUAAUAUUUUCAUUCCGUUAAUUAUAUUUCAAUUUCUGUGGCCAAAACUUAUCUGGGUUGAUUAUGAUGUAUGACGGUCACUGAACCGCUCUAGACAAUGUAUACAGACAAUGCGCAGUGAUAAAGUGUGUGGAGAGGCUAUGCAUACCGUGUACGUGCAUCACCCGCUCCCACAAACCCAGCAUCAUGUGGACCUUACUCAUCUGCUCUCUCCUCGGCUCUCUCCUCUUACUCCAGAGAGUGACCGUUGCCCAGGACAACAGAUGUUUCCGACUUGAUGGCUCCACGAUGAACAUGGUCGUGUUCGACAACAAUGAGGACAUUUCAACAAGGUUUAAGUACAAGAUGAAGUUUAACACACUGAAGGCGAACGAGCUAUUGUACUAUGUGGAGGGAAACUACACAGAACACAAGCCACACGACUAUGAGAGUCUCUUCAUUCAAAAUGGCAUCCUCCAUUUCUUCGCCUUUAACCCCGCCCCCUACGGAGCAGGACAGUCGUUCGGAAGUCACGUCCAGACUGACUUCACCGUCAAUAACGGAACCUGGGUUGAGGUAGAGUUUUUCCGGAACUUAAACCGUCAGAUAGAAGUGAAUGGACAUGAAGUGGACCAGACCGUCACGGGAAUGGUUGUGGACGGAAGUGACUUUGUAGUGACGGGAACAAGGACGAUGAUGGACCUGAACAAGUAUCUAUGGCUAGGUGGCCACCCCGACAUGGAGAGGCUGAGCUCCACGCUGACCACAUUUGACGGCGAAAUCAAAGACUUUUACGACCUGGAGAGGAACCGUGAAUUUGGCAACCCAAAAGAAAGCUCGAUUUUCGACCGUGAAGCCAUUUGUGUUGAAAUAUAAAACAUUCUUCAUAUUAUUAUGUUUAUGGUAUUUUAGAACGACUAAAAUACGCUUAUUUUUAUCGAACGCGAAUGCUGUGUUCGACGUCAAAUGACGGCCUUAUAGAGACCGAGCCGUUUAAUUGUGUCUGACUGGGGUGAGAAGAGGAGCUAUCACAGGGCCCGACAGGUAUUCCUAUACAACGUUCCAACCGAAUAAAUUCUUUGAUCUGCCAUGCAGUGAUCCGCUCCUCAUUCACCCUUAAAAAGUACAACGAAAUCCAGAAUAUAUGUGAAGGGGAAGUGGGACGGAUCAGAGACGUGCAUGAAACGCAAACACGUGGAGGAAUGCAGCGUAGUGAGAAAGUAAUGGAAAUAAUGAUGACUAUAUACAUAACGUACAUAACCAGAUUGUUUUUGUAAACAUAUGUUUCAAGUAGAUCCCUAGUACUAUACACUCACUCAAUAAAUAUGUUUUUCUUUCCUAUGUCCAACAAAUGUACUGAAAUAUAUUUCCCUUAAUUAACGGCAAUAAAUUCACGGAUCUCGGACAAGAUCAUGGCUACCCAGAGUUUGUCCCCAUGAACCUAUUUCAGCCUUGUUAAAGUCUCGGAUAUUGUAUUGUUGUGGUAGGAGUGUUCAAUCUAUUCAAGCACACGUCAUUUCUUAGUAAACCUAGCAUGGCUAAGCCUACUAUACUACUAAGGUUCUAUAUGAUAAGUGGCACUAUCAGAAAGGAGUGUUGCCGUGUCACGCAUUGAUAAGGUAAGUUCCCCAGGUAUCAGCCAACAAACUAGGUGCGGGAACCAUAGCUUUUAUGUCCGAUUUUUUAUUUUUUUUAUUUUUAUUGUUAUCGGACCAUAGAUAACAAUAAAAUGGUCCGAUAACAAUAAAAAAAAAUAUUUAAAAAAAUCGGACAUAGAAGCUACGGUUCCCGCAGCUACCUACAAACAUACAGAGUAGACAAUAGGCAUGAAUGUAAAUAGUGUAUUUCAUUUAUAUUUUGUUCAUUUACAAUAUAAGUUCUUGUAAAAUAUGCAAUUGGUAUGAAACACGUGUUAAUAUUAUUAGGAUAUGCUGUUAGCUGGAUAUGUAUAUAUUACUAUAUAAUAAAUAUAAGUAGCUUUGUUAUUAUAAUCCACUGAAUUGUUAUAAUAGCGUUACAUGUCAACAAUAUUGUCAUUUGCACCUACCCAUAGAGUCUCGUAUCAAAACCUAUAGUUUUACUGGUCUCCCCUAUAGCGUCUCUUGUCAACAUUAUAAGUAAUUGCUAAAGCGAUCAACCAUACCAUGUCUCUUGCCAAUAACCCCCACAAAGCAGCUCUCGUCAAAAGUAUUGUUGUAGUUGUCUCCCCCACUGGCGUCUCGUCAAUAGUUUAGUUUUGUUAUUUGCACCGACUCAUAUCUAAAGUCUGCAGUCAACAUGACAGUUUAAUGGUCUUCCCCUAGCGUCUCUUGUCAACAGUAAUGUUAUUUGCACCUACGUACCCAUAGAGUCUCCUUUCAACAUUUUAUGUUAAUGGUCUCCCCCUAGCGUCUCUCGUCCACAGCCUUUCCAUAACGUCUCCUGUCAAAAGUACAUCGUUAUAAUUGUCUUCCCCACAACGUCUCUCGUCAACAACCUUUCCAUAACGUCUCCUGUCAAUGGUACAUCGUUAUAAUCGUCUUUCCUACAGCGUCUCUCGUCAACAGCCUUUCCAUAACGUCUCCUGUCAACGGUAUCGUUAUUCCACAGUAUUUUCAUAGUGAUCCUCCCCCAUAUCGUCUCUCAUCUUGUGCUCGUUACCAAAAGUUUAACUUCAUUGUCAACAGGUUUUAUAACCUGUCAAAUAUUUUGUAUAUUUUUUUUAAUCAAAGAAUUUAUUCUAAUUAAAUAAAACGUUUUAUAUGCAGAUACCGUGUACUCUAAACACUAGAAUUUAAUUAAUGCUACUUUGCAAUAAUAAAGGUGAUUGAAACGCU